AAUAUGUCACAUGGAGAUCAUAAAUCUCACAAAAAAACUAUUGAUUUGGUUAGGGAAUAUAAUUCCCAUAACAGAGAUAAUGUUAUUGCCAUUAUGCUGGACACCAAGGGACCUGAAGUUAGAAGUGGAGAUGUAGUCCAGCCUAUUUUACUUGAAAAAGGCCAAGAAUUCAAUUUUACCAUCCAAAGGGAAGCCAGCGCUGAGAAUACUGUUAGCGUGAAUUAUGAUGAUUUUGUGAACGAUGUGGAUGUUGGAGACAUUAUAUUGGUUGAUGGUGGAAUGAUGUCACUAUCCGUGAAGGCAAAAACUGUUGAUACUGUAAAAUGCGAAGUGGUUGAUGGUGGAGAACUUAAAUCAAGGCGUCACUUAAAUGUUAGAGGAAAAAGUGCUUCCUUGCCUUCCAUAACAGAAAAAGACUGGGAGGAUAUCAAAUUUGGAGUGGAUAACAAAGUUGAUUUCUAUGCACUAUCAUUUGUAAAAGAUGCAAAGGUUGUCUGUGAACUGAAAAGUUACCUUAAAAGCUGCGAAGCAGAUAUAGAUGUAAUCGUCAAGAUUGAAAGUGCUGAUUCAAUACCAAACCUUAAAUCUAUUAUAUCUGCUUCCGACGGGGCAAUGGUGGCUCGUGGUGACCUUGGAGCAGAGCUUCCAAUAGAGGAAGUUCCAUUGCUGCAGGAGGAAAUCAUUAGAAGGUGUCGCAGCAUGCGGAAGCCUGUAAUUGUUGCAACCAACAUGCUAGAGAGCAUGAUUAGUCAUCCAACUCCAACUAGAGCAGAAGUUUCUGAUAUAGCAAUUGCUGUGCGUGAAAGUGCUGAUGCCAUUAUGCUUUCUGGCGAAACAGCAAACGGGAGGUAUCCUAUAAAAGCAGUGAAUGUGAUGCAUACUGUCGCAUCGAGGACUGAAUCAACACUUUCAACAAACAUUCUUCAUUCAAGUCUUUUAACAGCUACCCAGGCUGCUCCUGGCGAGGAGCUUUGUCAGAGCCAUUUGAGUGAAUUGUUUGCCUCAAAUGCUGCCAUGAUGGCCAACAAUAUUGGAAGCUCUAUCAUUGUCUUCACAAGAACUGGUUCCAUGGCGGUGCUUCUAAGUCACUAUCGAUCAUCAUCAACUAUAUUUGCAUUUACGGAUGAGUUAAGGGUUAAGCAGAGGCUGGCACUUUAUCAUGGAGUAGUACCUAUUUAUAUGAAGUUUUCUGAUGAUAUUGAAGAGACUUUCUCUAGAGCAACAAACUUCUUACUGAAGGGCGGAUUCCUGAGGAGUGGAGAGUACGUCACUCUUGUUCAGAGUGGAGCGCGCACAAUAUGGCGAAAUGAGUUCUCACAUCAUAUUCAAGUCCGUCAGGUCUGAGUAUGUUAUGUAUUCUCUAGAAUAGGCCAUUCUUUUUAACUAAAAUUUCUCCAAGGUUAAUAUUAUUUUGUUACGAACAUUUUGUUGAGGUUAUUAUUUUUAUUCAAUUUUUAUCUUUACCUGAAUGCUGAUGUAAAAUAUAUCUGACUUUUUUUUUAACUUGAAAUAGAUGGUU
Molecule: messenger RNA, 1519 nt
Organism: Phalaenopsis equestris
Lineage: Eukaryota; Viridiplantae; Streptophyta; Magnoliopsida; Asparagales; Orchidaceae
Product: pyruvate kinase isozyme G, chloroplastic-like
Biological process (GO): glycolytic process
Cellular component (GO): chloroplast stroma; cytoplasm
Molecular function (GO): potassium ion binding; pyruvate kinase activity; magnesium ion binding
Source: RefSeq, a predicted model, not a curated record